ACGAGUAGCAUUCUUCAUCAUAUUACUCACGACUCGGCUCUAUCUUAACAAUGCCAUACCCGCACGCACUCCCCACGACAUCGCCUACCUCCUUCGCCCCGCACUACACCUCCCCAGUCUACCCGUCCUUACCGCUGCUCGUGACCCAACACCGCGGGACUGUACGCAACCUACUGAAAGCUCACAAGCGCUUGUCACCGUCGCAACAAUCGACGCAGCUCCCACAGCUGCUUUCUGCACUCGAAGCCUAUCUCCCGUAUCUCCUCUUUUUACAGGCCUCCCUCCAUAGCGGCGAUGUCCUGCCUUCGGAUUCUCCACGCCCGAUCACCCCAUCAUGGCGAACAACCAUAACCACCCCGCCAUUCCCCGGUGCACCACCAAAGCGCUGCGAGCGCGAGGGCCUUGACUACGAGAUCGCCUUCACCCUUUCAACACUCGGAUAUACACACACGCUCAUUGCGCGAUCACAAUUACACGACGCACUAUCACCCACACUUCCACCCGAGCAAAAACAGACGCUCCUUAACAGCGCCAUACAGCACCUCUUGGCCUCCUCCGCGAUAUUCACACACUCACUCUCGCUCCCGCGGACUCCAGGCACAGACAGCACCUGGCCGGUGGACCUCGCUCCCUCGGUCCUGUCCUCCCUCGCCUCCCUCUCGCUAUCCUCCGCCACACUCCUAGCAGUAACCAAAGCCGACCCUUACCCCAGCUAUCUCCUCGCGUCAUCCACCAAAUCAACAGGUAGCGAAUACCUCUACGCGCCGCCGCAAGCACCCACGGGCGUCAAAGCCCUGCUGUUAUCACGGAUCUGCAUUGCCUCCAGCGCACACGCCGAGAAGGCGCUGGGACUGUUAUCGACCUCGACCUCUCGCCGGAAGAAGCAAGACGACGAGGUGAUCCCCGAGCUAGCAAAGUACUUAGAUUCCCUCCACCGUGUAGCCCGAGCCAAGAGCUGCCGGUUUUUGGCGAUUGAUGCGGAGGCGUCGGGACGGGUUGGGGAGGCGAUUGGAUGGGCGGAGCUGGCACGGAGCAUCCUCUCCGCUUCAUCGUCGUCGUCGGCUACCUCGAAGAUUAAGCGGGAACUCCUGGAGCGCCGGGAGAAGUCUGCGCUGGAGCGGGGGGAUGCAAGCUGGGGUAUGGAUGCGGGACGGCUAGAGGAGACGAGGACUAUUGAGGCCCUCGAAGAGAACUGGAGGAGGAGUAAUGAUGCGGUCUUUUUCCAGGAGGUGGUGGGGGUGAGCACGUUGGCCGCGAGGAUACCUAGUGGACGAGAGGUACAUAGUGUUAAGCCAUGGGAUGUGCCAACGCUUGAUUCUACGGAGAAAAAGGCGUUGCUCGGGAGGGGAGUCGAAGGAUUGGUGGAGGGAGUCGAAGGGCUGGGCUGGGGGGAUAGUGAUGAUGAGGACGAGAAGGAGAGCUCAAGUGUUUCAACUAAGAUUCUGGGGGGCUAUUACUGAUGCAAGCAUUUGUUAGGUUACUUCUGUAAUAAGUACAAAUAAUUGGAGAAAGUAAUUCUUCUAUAUACACCGGGCUGUCCGGGCACCUUUCAUAGGCUACAAAAAUUAACCAAAAGAAG
Molecule: messenger RNA, 1579 nt
Organism: Tricharina praecox
Lineage: Eukaryota; Fungi; Ascomycota; Pezizomycetes; Pezizales; Pyronemataceae
Exons: 1
Coding region: 51-1460 (469 amino acids)
Biological process (GO): cellular response to pH
Cellular component (GO): plasma membrane
Source: RefSeq, a predicted model, not a curated record